AUGAUGUCCAUGCAGCGCUCCCUUUCUUCGCCAGUCCGCGCUCAAUCUACGCCUCCUCCCGAGCUCGCUACGCCACAAACAAACGCCUACCCGCCCGCGACAGAUCCUUCGACCAAGCAGCAUCGACCCGCACGCCGCCGCUCACCCAGUCCCAGGCGCACUUCCAGCUCGCGAACCCUUGAUUCCAGGCCUUCCCGCAGGAACGACGAUGCUUUGCGUCCUGCUUGUCUCCAGGACGGCCCUCAGGCCGCAAAGCCCUUGCUGACCGACACCACCGCUUCUGCACCGCCUCCAGCCGCCACUUAUACACCCAAGGAGCUGCCCAUGAGGUCCCAUACCAUCCACGGAGACAAGUUGGCUGCCCGGAUGCCAAGGCCCCUCAUUGAAAAUGUCGCCCUCUACACAAACCACAACUUUCCUGUCCCAAGGGAGACCACCACCCUCCAGGAACUAGCCCAUUUGGCCCGUCUGUCAAGGUACCAAGCCCGCAAGAGGAAUAUUACCCGUGUUCGCCUGGAGAGGACCCUUGUCAGCACAGCUCUCGGCGCCCGCCUGACGCGCUGUGGUGACAUUGCCCAUCGCAACUUGGUCGACAGCUUCCGCAAGGACGAAAAGGACAACUUUGCCGCCCUUUACAAUGCCAUUCAGGAUGUCAGAAAGAGCUGUGACGAACUCAGGAGAUUUGCCCUGCUUGAACCUGACCUGGAAUCCCAGUCGUCUCCUAUCCUUGGCUCCUCGGAAACUGUCGACACAAUCUCAACCCUCCCCAACGGCGAACUACCCUCACACCCCGCCGCCACCUUCCUGGACGACAUUUCUGCUUCCGCUAGACACUCUUUCCUGGACUUGCUUUUCGAGAUUCGAAAUAACCCGGAUUAUCUUCCCACUAGGAUAUCUGCCCUCUCCAGUUCGGAGCUCAACGUCUUCCUCAACCCACACCGUGGCCUGGAACCCGUGGAAUCCCUUUUGUCCUCCAACAACCGCUCCUCUGCUCGGGUCCACCCAAACCAGCACCGCCACGUCGCAGGCGACGUUGAACGCUUCAUGUCUUUCCAGCGCCACGACCCCCUUUCCAUUCUCAUCCACACUUGCUUUGCUAACUCGGCAGGUCCCGACAGCACAGAGGACCGCAAACGCCUGGACAUCUGGGCAUCCGUCCUGGCCCGCCUCAUCUCCGAGCCCAAGUCCUCAAGUGAGCACUUUCUCAUAUGUGUACUCAAUUGCUGGACCAUGAUGCGCGAAUGGUCCGGAAAAUCCAAUAUGGAAUGGUACCUCAUGAAGAUCCUGUCCGACGGCGCCUUUCUCCUCGAGAGGGCCGAGGACCAGCAUGGAACCCGCUUCAACCUUUCGGACUGGACCCAGGCCGACGAUAUUGCUUCCCGUCAGUUUUACGAGAAUGCCGUGAACCAGCUUUUUGAGAUUGUGGAUGACCCGGACAAGACUGGAAUUCCGGACGGCCUGCUUGAACUUGGCAACGCUGUCCUCAAGAAACUGGACAGUAAGUAUCUCGACAAUACCGCGAAAUGGCUUGUCUGGAGAUGUCUCUUCUUUGUAUUCUUUCUCGGAGUCAUUGUCCACCCAGAAUCUCACGGAAUGCUCACCGAGCACCACAUUACCCCCUAUGCCAGGGAAAAGAUUCUGAAAAAGGUUGCCAUGAAGGCUCAUGAAUAUGUCUCGGGACUCUGGAGCGGCAGCAAGUCUGCCGCUUCCAAAUCAGCAGAGAUCCCCCACCAUAUCCGCGUCCACAUUGAGAGCAUGCUCGCCAGAUUUCAAAACUCAGACUACAAACCGCCUGCGUCUCGACUUCUGCCUGCCAAGUCGAUAACAUCACUUCGCGAAACAGCAGAAGUCCAUCCCUAUCUGGUCCUCUGCCCGGCUGAUCUGUCCUGCCUGGUGAAUGCACUUUAUCCGGAACGCCGUCCACUCUCCUCAGCAUCUAGCACUUUCAAAUCCGGCACCGCCUCUAUUUCAGCUUUGUCCUCUGCAUCCCAGCCCGUGGCAUUCUUCAACCCCAGAAACAGCUUUGAAACUGCAUCGGUAAUUAGCACUAGCGUGUCCUCGGUUUUUAGCGAGGCUGCCUCUCGCGAUGACCAUGCUGAUGGCUCCGCAAAGACUACUUCAGUUCGAGACUCUCCUACGAUUACGGAGCCGGAUUUACAGCGCAAGCUCAACAAAUACGAGGACGACGGCUAUCCGCUUCGCCUUGCCCUCCACGAACUAACCAGAAAUCUCGGCUCAGAUAUUGUUCGUGGGACUAGUCACCCUUGUGCAGAACGCUGGGCCGUGCUUUUCGUGUCGUCCGAUGGCAAGAAUUUGACGACUACUCUCGACUGCGAUGCAGAUGAUGAUCCAGACGAGCGCAUUUCUUCAAGCAGCGAAUACGAGAACGAGAAUGUACCAACCUCGGAGCUUGACAAGGGCUACUACCAGCUGCGCGAUGCCGUUCUUAAGUUGGUUGAAGAAUAUGAGAUACCUCGAGACUUGGAAGCCGAGGCCAGUGACAUUGAGAUUUCCAAUCGUCCAUCCAGGCUAAAAAAGUCGAGCCCAAGACGCAUCACCAGACGAGAUAAGCCUGCGCCAGAGCCCACUGGCGGUGUUUCACUACGUCGCUCUCAUUCGCCUCGUCCGGCGCCUCGGCCGAGUACCAGCUCAACAACGGAGCCUGAAAAAGAAGCACCGCUGAUCACCAUGCUCAAAGCAGCUUGGUCCCAGUCCAAAGCGCAGGCUGACUUUGUGUCGUCGCACAUGUACUGGAAGACACUGAAUCAGCUUCGUGGCCUCAACUCGGAGUCUCUGCGGCGCAACGGAUACGCGGCGCUCAUCACCAUUUUUUCCCGCGAGCCGCGAGACUACAUCAACAAGUCAGCCCUCGCCAUAGAAGAGUACGAGGCGUGGCUUGUCUGGCUGAAGCAAAGCCAGGAUCGUCUCGAAGGUCAGAUUGAUCUCAUGAUGCGGCGGACGAGAGCGAUUCGUGAUAAGAUGUGGUAUAUUGCCGACGUUCGCAACUCCAAGGAAUACGAACACAGUCGCGACAUUUGUCAGGCGCUGAGGGCUAUGGGCACUACUAAUCGCUGGCGCUCACCGACAUUGCGAUCAGGCAAGAGUAGCGCAUAUAUCAACAGGGCCGAGUCGCAAGUGUUGGACAUCAUUGCAGCCUCCCCGGAUCAGGGUGGGCCGAACAAGCUCAGCGACGAGCAAGCAGAUAUGACGUCUGCUUGGAUCAAGCAAUAUGGCAUUGAGAACUUUUGCCAGGGUGAAGAAAGAAUACACCGCUUCUGCUGCGAGGUAGAACGGUGCGUGACAAAAUUGAUUGGAGAAACUAUUCGAGAAGCCCCUGUGCUGUGGUCGAGCGAGCUCUACAAACGGGACAAGGCAAUGUAUGAUCGGAUGAAGAUGCGAGAGAGAGACCAUGGCUGGACAAGCGACGACACCAGCAGCAUCAUGAGCGAAAACGAGCGUCGGCAAACCUUUUCUACGCUGCGACCGUCAGCUUUUGGAAGGGAUCUGAGGACCUUGAGUUCCCAAAAUACAUCCAUGGAAUCGAUGCGACAUGGGUUUACCAGACAUGCUGCGUCCCUAUCCGAGGUGCUUGAUGGCCAUGAUAGCUUUGACAGAUACUCGCCUAUAAACAUGACAGAUUCAGUUGGCACUUUUUGGUCGCCAUUUCAACCUCCGAGAUCCCCUGCCUCGGGUCGCGCCUAUUCCCCCACCACUAGCCUGACCAAUCUCUCGGCCACUUUCACAGGCUCGCCACACCACGCAGCGUUGGCGUCCCACAGCAGCGUUUCCACCGGUCGGCCGGCCACGGCAACAUCGUCCAACGAGACUGUGUACCAGCAUAUUGCUGACGGCGACCGGGCAAGGUUCCUAUCGGAUCUCAGGCAGUCCUUGACAAGUCUGCUGCUGUCCGAUCUGGGAAGUCAACUCUUGUCGAAAGGAUCUGAAACGGACUUGUGGAUGGCGCAGCUUGGGCAAGAAUGUAUUGAUCGCAAGGAAGCACUUGAGCAGCAUGCUCGGCGAAAAGAUGCGCUCAAGGAUAAGCCAAGCCGAAGUUCGGCAAAGCCUAGGGUAAUUGAGAAAAAGAAGAGCUUUGGCAACCUUCGUGGUGCUGGGGAGUGUGCCCUGGAGCGGAUGGACAGUGUUGAUACGGCGUCUAGUCCAAGUGCGUCUGGCUAUGGUACUCAGACAGAAGACAGUCAACCUGGGAAAGUCAAGGACAAUGACCCGGAAUUCCCAUUCAAAAAUGCCUAUCGCCGCCUUUUGACCAUGUUCUCGGUUCAUCCGAAUCCCUACGCCAAGCUGCAUGCUUUAAAAGAACUGGAGCAUCUGUUAAUGGCGUCCUUGCCAGCAUCACCGCGCAAAAAGCCAAGAUGGAGACAGGAGAUAGCAAUUACCCAGGAAAAUAGAGAUGUGGCGCCUCGACGAACUGCGCUUGAUGGGGCCAUCGAGUCUGUUCAAGAGAAGCGAAAGCAGCACACGGGCAAUUAUAGCCUCUAUGCGGCAAAGGGCGGGUCCCGUGGGUCGUCAGGGACAGACGCCGUAAUAACGGAGCUGCUGAAGCUGUUCAAGGAUCCUUCAAUGCGGCCGAAGCAGCUGUACCGCGACCUGCAACUUAUCUCAUCUUUUGUCUCGCCGACGGUGCUGGAUCGACCAGACAGAAGCAAGGCGUUUUGGGAUGUAGGCUUGGCCGCGUUGAAGCUCAAGUCGGAGGUGUGCCGCACCAUGGUUGAGAUGGCGGACGAGGUAUUUGCGGCGCAUACGCAGACGCGGGGUUCUGCUUUCGAACCGGGGUCUGGAGGUGUUUCUGUGCAAUCGAGCACAGGCACCCCGCCACCACCUUCGUCAUCGUACCAACUCAAGGACGUGGGAAAGAUGUGGGCAAUUACGGCUCGAGAGGGCUAUCCGACGGCGCAACGCGAGCUGGCACUGUUUUACCUGUCGAACCCCGAGUUCGUGGCGCGCAUCACACUACCGCUUUCAAGGCCGCGAGAAGUCUUUAAGCAGGUGGUCAUGGACAAGUACAAGCGCAACGACAAGCGAAGCAGCGGUGUUGGAGUACAAGGCGCCACUGCAAUGCUAGGUACUGGACCUCAGGCAACGGCAAAGGAUAGCGAUGUGAGAAACGAUCCAGGGCUCAUAGUGCUGCGGCUGCGUGAUGCUGCCUGCUCCAUCUGUGGAACCGAGUUUGUGCGGGAGCAGUUGGAAACGGCAGAGAUUGUGCGAUUUGUGCCACAAAGUGUCAUUGGUCUAGACCACGGCCACUUGGCCGACCAGCCAGUGGACGACGACGACGACGAUGAUGAUGACGAGGAAGAGGGCGCGGACGAGGAUGAGGAAGAUGGCGCAGAUGACACAAGCAUACAUGGUGAAAUGGACAGCGAUAUAUGA
Messenger RNA from Beauveria bassiana ARSEF 2860, 5388 nucleotides. RefSeq lists its product as uncharacterized. The coding region runs from base 1 to 5388 and encodes 1795 amino acids. The record is from RefSeq and is a predicted model, not a curated record. NCBI's taxonomy places the organism in Eukaryota, Fungi, Ascomycota, Sordariomycetes, Hypocreales, Cordycipitaceae. The transcript is spliced from 4 exons.